AUGUCUCUUACUAAUCUUCAAAACUUUAUUUUUAAUAUUUUAAAAGAAACAAAAUAUAACAUAGUACAAGAUAUUAUUUUUAGUAGAACUUCUGCUCUUGCAGAAAUAUUAGGCAAUGACUUUGGAUUAGGUUCUCCAAUAGCUGUAUCACCAUUAUUAGGUCAAAAAGACCUUCUACUUUAUGAAAAUAGAACACAAAAAAAAUAUAUUAUAGAAUCAUCAGAUAAAUCUAAUAAAAGACAGAAGUUAACUACUAAGAAGAUUGAACCCUUUACAGUAAAAAAACUUAUCAAAAAAUUAAAAGAUGAUAGUGUUAAUAAAGAUUUAAUAUUUGCUUUUCAGUUAUCUAAAGAUAGUUAUACUUAUCUUUACAAAGAAAUUGUUAAAGCCAAAGCUAAUAAUGAUAUUGCAAGUCAAAAGGCCCAAAGUAAAGUAGAUAAAGAAGUAAAAGAGCAAUUGCCUAAAGAGAUUAAUGAUACUAUAUGUUGA
Cetraspora pellucida is the source of this 489-nucleotide messenger RNA. The record is from the annotation of a GenBank genome assembly. NCBI's taxonomy places the organism in Eukaryota, Fungi, Glomeromycota, Glomeromycetes, Diversisporales, Gigasporaceae.